Dipodomys ordii (Ord's kangaroo rat) is the source of this 804-nucleotide messenger RNA. It is a transcript of the gene Glipr1l1, whose product is annotated as GLI pathogenesis-related 1 like 1. The transcript is spliced from 5 exons. The record is from RefSeq and is a predicted model, not a curated record. Gene Ontology annotation, cellular component: extracellular region. Lineage: Eukaryota; Metazoa; Chordata; Mammalia; Rodentia; Heteromyidae. Bases 1 to 804 code for a protein of 267 amino acids.
AUGGAGCGCCCGGCCUGGGAGCGCGAUCCCUGGAGAAAGCGGAAACCCGACUGCCCUGGCAGUUACCGGCUAGUGCAGGCCGGGCAUCCUUCCUGCCUUUCCAUGGCUAUGAAGACAUUAAGUUGCUUGUGGACCUUCAGCUUCUUUAUACUGGUAGCUAGUAGGUCGAACCAAGUGCCGUCGAUCACAGACUCACACUUCAUAGAACAGUACAUCAAGGUCCACAAUGAUUACCGGAGAAGGGUCGAUCCUCCCGCGGCUGACAUGCAAUACUUGCGCUGGAAUGCUGACUUAGCAAGAAUUGCUAAAGAAUGGUCCGUCAAGUGCAAACUUGAACAUAACCCAUGUACUACAAAACCAUAUCAAUGCUUUGAAGAGUAUGAAUACAUUGGAGAAAAUAUGUGGAUAGGUGGAAUUAAUGACUUUUCACCAAAAGCUGCUGUUACUUUUUGGCACAAUGAAAGCUUAUCUUAUGAUUAUGAUACGCUAUCAUGUUCUCGAGUUUGCGGCCAUUAUACACAGGUUGUUUGGGCCACUUCAAAUAGAAUUGGUUGUGCAAUUACACUUUGUCCUAACCUCGGGGGAGCUUCAAUUGCCUUAUUUGUAUGUAACUAUGGACCUGCAGGAAAUUUUGCAAAUAAGGCCCCCUAUAUAAAAGGAAAAUCCUGCUCUCUGUGUCCAAAAGGACUGAAAUGCGUGAGGAGGCUCUGCAAACAUCCACAUAAGAUGACCCAGGCAAAAGCAUCUCGGAGGACAGCUCGUAACUUACUCAUCCUAGGUUUUAUUCUUCUGAAAGUAUUUUAA